UCCAGAGAUAAUAACGUUUCUUCUUGCGCGUUCUUCCUUCUACUCUUUCGUCUAUUUUCUCGUUUACUUUUGUGCUCUGUGAUUAACUACUAUCUUCUUUUAUACGUUUCUACUAUUUGUUAAGGUUGGGCCUUAUGAAUUAGGAGUUUUAUUUUAGGAUUUUAAAUCUUGGACAAUGACCAUACCAUAUUUAAAAUACUAUUCAUACUAAUAUAAUAGCAUUAUCUAGUGAGCUGGACGUAUUAUAAAGAACUCUAGUUUAACAAGAAUGUAUAGGACUUAUGGACCCAAGUGUUAGCUAAAGAUUUAUAAAAGUGCGCGCAUAAUCUUGUCUUUCGUACAAAUCUCCGAAAGCAAAAACAAUGGCUUUCGCUGCGGCUCGUAUGAUCCUUAAGGACAAAAGGAGGAAAACAUCUAAAGAGGACUUCGCACCAAGGAGCAAAAGCAAGACAAGGACUCCAAGCACUGGUAGCUUUACGAGUGUCAGUCAGGCACGCAACAAGCCUGCAGACGGAGGGGGUCAUGUCAACCAAAAGGGAACAGCCGGACAGAAGUCAGCGACUACGCCGCAGGCCAAAUCCUCUCAAACACCGGUCAAGAAACCUCCAACUGCACAGAAGGGACAAGUCAAAACUCAGCCGAAGCCAGCGCCCCCUCCAGUCAAAGCAGCUAGUGGAAAACAAAAGAACAAGAAGGGGCAGAGACAUCAACAACAUGAUCUGGCAGUCACCAUCAAUCUAUCGGAGUAUGGACUUUGUGAAGACCAGGUUGCCGAGUUCAAGGAGGCAUUCAUGCUGUUUGAUAAAGACGAGGAUGGGACUAUCACGAUGGCAGAGCUCGGAGUGGUCAUGCGAUCAUUGGGGCAGCGACCUUCAGAAACUGAGCUGAGAGACAUGGUGAACGAAGUAGACCAGGAUGGCAAUGGAACUAUAGAGUUCAACGAGUUCCUUCAAAUGAUGUCCAAGAAGAUGAAGGGAGCAGAAGGUGAAGACGAGCUUAGAGAGGCUUUUAGGGUUUUUGACAAGAACAAUGACGGCUUGAUCUCGUCGACAGAGCUGCGUCACGUGAUGACAAACCUGGGAGAGAAGCUAACAGACGAGGAAGUUGACGAUAUGAUCAAGGAGGCUGACCUCGACGGCGACGGCAUGGUCAAUUACGACGAGUUUGUAACGAUUCUGACAUCAAAAAAAUAAACGCUAGGAAGGUAGACUGAAGACGUCUCUGCAUUCUAGCGGAGAAACCACUAACUACACGUCCACUAUGCGAUGCGCGCGCAUCCCCAUCGAUAAUUAUUUUCAACCAGUUUUAAAAUUUCAUUUUAUUCUACUUAUACAAUAAAUAUUACUUUGCUAUUAAUAUUUUUCUCCAGGAGAGUACUUUAAUCGUAGUAUAAUUUGUAUAUAAUUUCUGUAAGUAUUUUGUAUCCGAAGUAGAAUGAUAAUAAGGAGAUUACAAACAUAUUUUUAUAUUGAAUGACAUUUGAAGGAAUAAUUUAGCUUUUUUAGACGUAUUUUAAUAGCAAAACUGCGUAGUAAGAUUUACAAGUUUGAAAAAACAUAACCAAUGGAGUUUUCACAGCAGCUGAACGAUCGAUUCCCAUGAAUUUAGCUAUGAGCACGUUGGCAAAAUAAACUUUAAAAGCGAUAAAGAUCUUACUGCGCAGUUAAAUUUAGCUAUCGUUAUGAAAAUCAUAGAUUAUUUUACUGUACAAUCAUAUUAAUGGUUUAAAUUUUGUAUACAAUUACAAUAAUGGUUAUUUUAAAUUUUACUAUUCGAACUGAAACAAUCGAUGAAUAGGUUGUGUUAGGGUAGUCUUGGAUUUCAAAAAUACAGUUUUGGUUUAACUACAAAAUAAACCUUCCCGGAUAUGCCCUUAGUAGUGAGUGAAGUAAAUGACAUAAAAUUCACGUAAAGGGAUGAACAGUUUAAAUGAAACAAAUUUAUUUUACAUUCCACCAUUUCUUUUGGAUGCCAUUAACAAAGGCAUGCCAUAAUCAUUAAGGAUUGGAUCUAGACGAUAACAAUGAAAACAUAAAUUUUUAAUUUUUGAAGCUUGCUAAAUAUGCAUAGUAGAGAAAAGAAAAUUUACUAAUUAAAGUACACCGACAGAAAAUCUGACUCUAAAUGUUGAUUAGCUAUGGAUUAUGUUAAAACAAGAAUCGAAAUUUAAUGUAGUUCCCUGAACCAGAAAAGUUUAAUACAAUCAUUAUAGUUUAAUUUAAUUUAUCGGUUAGUGCUUAGAAUUUGUUCACGAAUAUAAAACAAUAGAUCUUUAAACUUUUAUCCUCAUCAGGAAUAUUUACUAAAGUGAUCACCUCACACAUUCUUUUCCAUCUUGAGCUUAAAUUAUUUCGUCACAUGUAAAGCCACAAUUAUUUAUUGCUACUUGCCUUAGAACACGAGGCCUAGUUAAUCAAAAUAAAAAUAAAAACCACCACAGUGUAAAUCUUACCACGUUUGUUCACAUCAUUUUGAUUUAGUUAUGUUUGUUUGAUUAUGUUUUUAAUUUGUACAUAGAUAAUAACCCAGUCUAAAGAAACUGGCAAGAAGGAUGUUCAGUGUUAGAAAAGCUAGUUUAUAUAAUAUAUGUUACCGAUGUAUGUAUUGUUGUGUUAACGCAUAUUGUGAGCAGGUACUUAUAAAUAUAACAAAUUGUAAAUCUAUUUGUAAAUCUAUUUGUAUUUCUCUAAUGGAUAUUCAAGAAAACAAACACUGGAUGUAUAGACAAAUAGUAAUGGUUAAGAAAGGAGCUAGUCAAACUCACAAAGAAAACUAUGCAGCAAUUCACUUCAUUAAACACUUAUCAUUUAAUUUUGAUUUAAUAGGCAGCAUUAUUUAAUAAAAGUAACGAUAGUACAGUGAGUUAUAACAAUAAAUAUUUGAAAUUAUCACACCAUAUUCAGAUGAUAAAUAGGCAUUGGUUGAAAUACUACACCAUGUUGUACAUAUGCAUACAGUUUUCACAAAUAUGAUACUCUUCUUAAACUUAAUUGUAUAAAAUUCGUUAACGAGUUAAACAUUGAUAUCUUCAGUAGACCGUUAAUAACCUUAAUUUGGCUAUUUCGUUUAAGAAUAUUUUCUAAAUUUACGGUGGUCUUUUCAUUAAGUUAAAAGCAUCCCACUAAACAAUGUUUCCAAUGUAGAUAGCCUUUAAUUAGAAUUUAAAUGUGCAUUUAUAAAGACAUCUGAAAUAUUAUUAGUUACGCUUACCUGCUCACAAUUAAAAUAAGUGUUCUCAAUAAAUGUUUGUUUAGCAAGGAGAUCAGCCAAUCAUGUAUCCUUAUACCCUCAGUAAUAUGAGCGGUUAUUGGAAUUUGUGUAAUUCUUAGUAAAAUCUAUCUAAGCUAAAUUAAUAUUGGUUUCAAUUUGAUACGGAUAUAGCUGUCAAUAAUCAUUUUAAGUAUUGAUAUUUUGAGGUAAAAUAUAGUCGUUGUUAAUUUUAAUUACAUUAGUUAACAAGUAUGUUUCACAGUUUAUUUUUUUACGAGAUUCGUUCUCUUAUUAUGUGCGAUCAUAUUAUUUCAGGGAAUUCUAAUAUAUUACUGUGUUCAUAAUAUUAAUACUCGCGUACAAAUAUAUUAAAUGCAGUUUUUGUAACAAUAUCAACUGAAAUGUUGAGUGGAAUUAGUGUAUAUUAUUGAUUGCAUGAUAUGAAUAUGUUGCUGUUGUUAUUGUCAUAGCCCAGAGUUAGGAACGGUUGGCUCCAUUGGUGCCAUUUAUUUAUUUAGCUUUAUACAGCAUUUUUUAAUUAGUUUACAAACUAGGUUAAGAGAUUUGUAAGAUCUUGCUUCCACAGCAAAUGUUUUCUUAGCCCGAUAAGAUACAUAUUUGUAAAUUAAUUACUUUAGUAAGUAAUGACUUUGAUACGUUAAACGAUACGUUUUGUAAUGUUAGUUAGUAUUGGUUGGUUUGUUUGUUCGUUCGAAUUUGAUGAUACCAAUAGAUUAUUGUUGAUGAAAAAUAUCUAAUUAUUAGGAAAAUAUAUUCAUUCACUGUUAUAUUCAACAAAAUAAACUUAACAGAGUUAAGAAUUUUAUAUAUUAGUUUUCAGAAGAAUAUUUUCAUCCCGGUAACAGUACGAGGGAAAAAAACUUAUGACACAGAACGUGUACAUUCCACCAAGUACGCGAUGGUACUAGUAGAUUGCUUCAGUAAUAAACUUAAGACACUAACUCUUAAAUAAACGACAUAAUCAAUACCAAUCUUGAAUAUUCAACUAAACAAUACCCACUUAAUAAAAUGGUUGUUAAAUAAUACGGAGGAAGAAUCCCCAUUGUUGUCACGUGAAUAUAGUUUUAUAGUGAAGAAACUAUUAAUGAUGUUGAUGCCAGAGUCUAUAACAAGAAAUGUUACAAAUAUUUUGUAAUACUGACUUGUAAUACUUAAGCUCGCGAUCACUUAGAAUAAUCAAUCUAUUUCUAUUCAAGGUAGUGCGUAUUUGUUACAUCGUCCGAAGGUUAGCUGGAAAGAAGGAAUAUGCUUAAUGUCUACUGUAGAUUCGUAGAAACCCAUGUUAGUUAGCGGCCUUGGCCAGUGUUGAUGUUUCUAUGUAUAUAGUACGGGCUGUAUGUGUAGCAGGUGUAUGCAUGUAGAGUGAAGUAGGUGAACUGUGGUUGUCUUACCUUGUACGGUGGUAGUGUGUGAGGAACAUUUUUAAAUAUUUAAAACUAUUAUUUAUUCACGCUGAGCCCCCGGAGAUGAAAAAGCUCGGCAAUGGUUAAAUUGUUUAACUAAUUCCUUUAUAGGUCUAGUUUUUUUAAAUUUCUAAGUUAGUUUUCUCCUUUUCUUUCUUCACUCCAUUUCGUUCCAGCCCUUGGGGAUUUUGUCUCCGGUUUAGGUUACUUUUUUGAACAAAGUUUCUUAAUUAAAUGCUUUAUUUUUAAUUUUGGGCUGUUAUUAACCUGGCCAUAUAAUAAAAUAUUUAUUUCACAUUGCUUUUGUUAAACUAUUACAUGUAAAGUUUGUAUUAAAACACAAAGUUGAAGAUAUUUGCAGCUAAAUGUAAGGGGUUUCAAAAUGUUAACUUUAGAUUAAACAAUUCUGAUCUUGUUAACAUCUCACACUGCCACCUAAAGCCAUUAAUGACUGGUGAAAACCCAAGAUACGCCUCUGAUGAACACAUAGAUCUCCGUUACUGCGUUUUAGGAUUGAUAUUUUAUGCUGAUGCAAGAUGGCGGAUCGAAUGUACUGUCCGAAGUUUAUACUUCAGCGUCAUUGUUUAAUAUAAUUAAAAGAUCU
This is a messenger RNA of Macrosteles quadrilineatus (aster leafhopper), 5238 nucleotides long. Its product is annotated as neo-calmodulin-like. The record is from RefSeq and is a predicted model, not a curated record. Gene Ontology annotation, molecular function: calcium ion binding; enzyme regulator activity. Bases 363 to 1193 code for a protein of 276 amino acids. NCBI's taxonomy places the organism in Eukaryota, Metazoa, Arthropoda, Insecta, Hemiptera, Cicadellidae. The transcript has 9 exons.